AUGAUCCUUCCUGAUUUUCCUACGCCAUUCUCUCUUCUUUUCGGGUUUGAUGCCGCCUUCACGAGUUCGAGUAACCAGGUCACCAUACCCAACAAAAAGGUGAAAAAAGACCGCAAGCGCAAGCACGAGAAAUACGUCGACUCAGAUCCGGACUCUAAAGCACAUGAUAACUGCGAUACCACAUCGCUCAUCAAGAAAGCUCGAAGGGAGGAAGAUACGCACGUAGACUCUGAAGACGAAGUCGAAAACGAUCUGUCUAUUGGCACAUUGGAUACUACAUUUGUUGAUUCUGAAGAUGAAGUAUCAACGAAAGCUGUUGAUGGAUCUAAGGUUAUCGAUUCUCGUUUUGACUUCACUACUAUGACUCCUCGCAAGGACGACAAUCACCCAGGUUCCGGCACUCCGUGUAUCAUCAUCUCCUCGUCACCUCCUCCGUGUUCUCCAUCGCCGGCCUUCAUCCGUUCUCCAGCACCAUCUCCAUCUCCUCGCUCUUCUAAGGUCACAAAAUAUCACCCGAAGGGCAACGACGAGAACAACGAAGAAGAUAAUACACGAAGCGAAUGGGAACUCCGCUGGUUCAUCUGCGCACACCACACCGCAUUCACGGCAGCAACCGGUAUGAGCCUCCGUCAAGAAAUCCGUCGGCGCAAGGUGCUUUCUCGGAUGUGGAGAUCCUUGAGAGAGGAGAAUGACUUGUUGAAGAAAGAAUUGGAAAGGUUGACUGGAUACGCUGGUGUUUUGCCUUGA
Messenger RNA from Fomitiporia mediterranea MF3/22, 747 nucleotides. RefSeq lists its product as uncharacterized. The coding region runs from base 1 to 747 and encodes 248 amino acids. The record is from RefSeq and is a predicted model, not a curated record. The transcript has a single exon. Lineage: Eukaryota; Fungi; Basidiomycota; Agaricomycetes; Hymenochaetales; Hymenochaetaceae.